UUUGGUUUGUCACAAACUAAAAAGCGAAAAGCGUCGAACAAAUUGCGGUCAUUAAACUUUUUGCCAUGCCAACUGAAAUAAAGUGUCGCCUCCGUGUGGGCUGCCUGCCACUACAGCGCCACAGAGCAACGCGUGCGGAUCAGUGGAUUAUCAUCAUGGACUGCCUGCACUUGCAACUCACAGUGGCAACUUGCUGUCUCCUCGUCCUGGCCUUCGCAAAAGUGCCAACACAGCCGCAGCAGACAAACACCUGGCGGGAUCUAUUCUUUGGCAGCAAGUGGCUGUCGCCCGGUCCACGCUUCCGUGAGUCCAAGUUUUUGCCCAUAUUUGCUCUGGUGCCCAUUGGACCCGGCAGCUGCUCGGCGCCCUCUGGGGAGCAGGGCAAUUGUAUUCCCAGCAAGGAUUGUAUACUCAGGAAUGGCAUACCAGCGGGUCCCUGUGGCGGCGGCUAUGGCGUCUGUUGCAUAUUUCUUCAGACCUGUGGCGGCGUGAUACGCGAGAACUCUACGUACUUUGUGAAUCCCAAUCAUCCGGAUGUCUAUGAUGGCACUGGCAGCUGUCAGGUGACGGUGCAGAAACUUCAUCCGGACAUCUGUCAGCUGCGCUUGGAUCUGGAUAUGUUUUCCAUAGCGCCGCCCGAGGCCGCCAAUCAUUUGUGCAAUCAAGAUCAGCUGCUUAUAUCGGGCGGAAGUCCAACGCCCACCAUUUGUGGCAGCUCAACGGGCGAUCACAUGUACAUUGAUGCGGGUCUGGGCCAAAGCAAUCCGAUUGUCUUAUCUGUGAUCACCAGCGGAAGCUUUCCGCGCCUGUGGCGCAUCCGCGUCACGCAAAUCCACUGCGGCAGCAUCAGUCGAGCGGAUCAGGGCUGUCUGCAGUAUUACACGGCCAUUAGCGGGCGCGUGCGGAGCUUCAACUACAACACGGUGGGUGGCAGGCAGCUCUCCAACCAGGACUACAGCAUCUGCAUUCGCAAUGAGCGCAACUUUUGCGGCAUUCAGUACAACACCUGCCCGGAUCUGGAGAACAAUCGGUCGAGGGCCUUCACGCUGUCGGGCAACUCCAAUAAUCCUGUGCCCACCAUGGUGGGUGGCGGCGGUGCCAAUGGUUGUGUCAGCGAUUGGUUGUUAAUUGGCUGCAUUCGCUCGGCGGAUCGCAUUCCACCGCUGCCGGGCUGCGAGGAUCGGGUGUGUGGGGGCACCUUCAGCGCCGAGGCUGGCAUGUUGGCCAAGACAGUGCAAUCCAGCGUUCGUCCUUUCCGGCUGUACUUCCACACGGAUGGCGUUGAGGCACCGAAUGACAUAGAUAAUCGUGGAUUUUGCCUGGACUACGUUCAGCAGCCUUGUACAAAUGGUUUUUAGUCGUCGC
This is a messenger RNA of Drosophila subobscura, 1365 nucleotides long. RefSeq lists its product as uncharacterized. NCBI's taxonomy places the organism in Eukaryota, Metazoa, Arthropoda, Insecta, Diptera, Drosophilidae. The record is from RefSeq and is a predicted model, not a curated record.